UUAAUCAUAAAACAUAAUCAUUUUGAAUAUAUAAAAUGUUAUAAGAUCAAUGGAAUGUUUCUAUUAUGAAUUAUUAUUGUUCUAAAUGAUCCUAAUCGAAAGACAAAUAUCAUUCUGUUUUACUUUCUAAUUCUAUUACAUUAUAUAAUCACGAUAACGAGAUAUGUAACGAUUGGUAACAUUUUCUAUAUUUUUUUCCUUAAAUUAAAAAUUUCCAAUAUCAUUUUUUUUUUUUUUUUUUUUUUUUUUUUUUUUUGGUUUGUUCGUUCAUACAAUAAUCGUAAUCAUUAUAUUAUCAUUUACGAUAAUGAAAAAUAAAAAGAAAAAUGUCUAUGUCAAAUGAAUUUUAUUUUCUUUACUUUAUCUCUUUGUCAAACUUAUUACUGACAUCAUGCAAAUAUUACGUAGUUUAAUUUCUUGAUACAUAGGUACGAAUUUAUCGUUAGUGAUCGAUGAACUUGAUUAGAAAAAGAAAAAAAAAAAAAAAAAAGAAAGGAGGAAAAAAAAGGGAAAAAAAAAGAAAUAAAUAAAGAAGAGAAAGAAAGAACUAUUCUAAGCUGGUAUAUAAAUCAAUUGAAUAUCCCUUUUAUUUAAUUAAAUUAAGAAAUAGUAAAUGAAUAGACAAUUAUUCGAGUUGAAUGAAUAGAUAAAUAUUUUAACGCAUGAUCAAGUUUUUCUUAUUAGAACAUUUACAUAGAUACGUAUAUACGUAUCAAGGUAAAUAGUUUACAACAGAUCUUCAUGUCUUGUAUCGAUUUAAUAGACAAAUAGUAAACAAAAUAGAUAUAUAAUAUUAAUGAAUCAAUACAAACGAAAUUUCAAGCUUUUCAUAUUAUUAAUGAAUCAAGUGUAUAAAUACGAACGAUUUACGAGUCAAUAUUGUAUCGUGAUAAUGAACGAAUAUGAUAAAUAAAUGAAUUUAAAUUAUUUCGAGGGGACAUUUUUCUUUUUUUUCUUUUUUUUUUUCUUUUUUCGUUGUUGUUUAAAUUACAAAAAGAAAGAAAGAUCAUCGUUCUUACGUGUAAAAAUGUUUAUCAAUGAAAUUAACGUUAGAUUUGCGUCAUUUCUUUAAAUAAAUUGAUAAUGUACGAAUAAAUAAAUGAUAUAUUUAUUUAAACAAUUUUCUAUGAAAGAAUUUGAAUGAUUUUGUUUCACGUUAAAACAAAUUGUUUACGAUAAUCGAUAAUGAUAUUAUAGAAUUUCACGUUAAAUUCGAACUACUAUACUGAUGAACUACUAUAUGAUGAGAUUAGAUGUACUAUCUAUUUCUAACUGUCUACUUACUUACCUACCUACCUACCUACCUACCUACCUACCUAUCUACCUAUCUCUAUCUACCACACUGUGUAUUAACAACAGUGGUGGGCAAAAUAUUCCGGUGCAAGUGGAAUCCGCUGUACAUUCGACGAGCAGUCGAGUAUCGGCCUCUCACCGUGCAAAACGUUUCGUCUCUCUUUUACGUUCUCAAUCCCGGCCACGUUUUCUUUCGCCUCGGAUCGGUGCCUCUCGAAUGAAAAACGAAAUUUAAUCGUACAAUUUGAGAGCGACCGAAUUAAUAAAAGAGGAAGAGAGAGAGAGAGAGAGAGAGAGAGAGAGAGAAAGAGAGAGAAAAUAAAUAAACAAAUAAAUAAAUAAAUAAAUAAAUAAAUAAAUAAAGAGAUAACGAACGAAAGAAGGAAGAAAAUUCAAUUCUUUUCGGAUCGUUAUGUCGAUAAAAUUAUUAAUGACGUGAAUUAAAUCCUUUAAAAAAGUAAUUAACGAUUUUACCGAAGUGAUCGAAGAAGUUUAUUGAAUUAAAGAAACAGAAAACAAAAAAGAAAAAAAAAGAAAAGAAAAAUAUGUAUAUGUAUAUGUAUAUGUUACGAAGAAAAUUUACGAUGGAUCGAUAAGAAAGAAAAAGAAAAAGAAAAAGAAAAAAAAAGAAAGAAAGAAAGAGAGAGAGAGAGAGAGAGAGAGAGAGAGAGAAAAUAAAAUAUAACAAAAAGAAAAAACAGGACAGCAGUGAUAUGAAGGAACGUUUUCGAAAAUGAUGAGGAGGAGCGAUACGAGUAAAUACGACGUCUCCGAGGUCGCAGGAGUAACCAUUUUGCUCCUCGUCGCAUUGACUCCUGCUCUUUGCUCCGCCGGAAUCCUGGACCCCUUUCAAUGGGCAAGAAGCGAUCGAAUCGAAGUGAACAUACCAUGGUUACCAUUUGAGAACGAAACAAGGUGUUACGAAGAAUUAGGCUGUUUGAACAUAACCAGAAGUUGGUAUCAUUUGAUGCAUCGACCACUCAACAUAUUUCCUUUACCAAGGGAAGUAAUCAAUACCAGUUUCAUACUUUACACCAAUGACAAUCCAACUGUGGGUCACGUAUUAAUGGUAGCCAAGGAAAAAUCGAUCAAAUAUUCGAACUUUGAUCCUAAACGAAAAACUAAAUUCAUCAUUCAUGGUUUCAUUGAUACACCACUUAGCAGUUGGGUAAAGGAAAUGAGAAACGAAUUGUUAAAACACGGUGAUUACAAUGUAAUUGUGGUUGAUUGGGCCGGUGGUAGUUUACCACUUUAUACUCAAGCUACUGCCAAUACCAGAUUGGUUGGCUUAGAAAUAGCUUAUCUUAUCAAACACUUGCAGACCAACUACGGAUUGGAUCCAAACGAUGUACAUCUGAUAGGUCACAGUCUCGGUGCACAUACAGCCGGUUAUGCUGGUGAAAAAUUACGUGGUAAUAUCGGUCGAAUAACAGGCUUGGAUCCAGCGGAACCAUAUUUUCAAGGAAUGCCAAGUCACAUUCGUUUAGAUUAUACUGAUGCCCAACUGGUCGAUGUUAUUCAUACAGACGGAAAGAGUAUAUUUUUCUUAGGGCUUCCAGGUUAUGGUAUGAGUCAAGCUUGUGGACAUUUGGACUUUUAUCCAAACAAUGGAAAGGAACAGCCAGGUUGUACGGAUUUAAGUGAGACAACACCAUCUUUACCAUUGACUCUAAUACGUGAAGGUUUCGAUGAAGCAUCACGUGUCCUUGUGGCUUGCAAUCAUGUGCGUGCCAUAAAACUCUUCACCGAGAGUAUCAAUUCGAAGUGUCAAUAUAUAGCACACGAAUGUUCAAGUUAUUCGACUUUCCUAAAGGGCGAGUGUUUUUCUUGCAAGGGCAAUGAUAGUUUAAACUGUGCGAUAAUGGGAUAUCACGCUGAUGCUAGUCCAGCAUUAUUAAAACGUACAGCUAUUAAACAAGAUGUCUCUUCGUUAUUAGGAUCUAAAUUUUUUUUUAACACCGGCAAAGAGGAACCUUAUUGCAGAAGACACUAUAGAAUAACAAUCAAUCUAGCUAGACCACGAACUGCUGAAAGUUGGGUUCAAGGUUUCAUGAAGGUCACUCUUCAUGCUGACAACGGACUGAUACGUAAUAUGGAUCUGACACCUAGUGGUUAUAUGAGACUAGAGCAUGGCUCGAGCGUAAGAAUGAUAGUUGCUCAUCCAUCAGGUUCAAUUGGCAAGAUCAAACGUGUCGAGUUAUCCUGGUCUUAUGAUAUGGACGUUCUUCAACCGCGAUCACUAUGCUUUUUUUGGUGUAACGAUCGACUAUACGUAAACAGUGUUAGCGUUGACGUUAUGGAAUUACCAGGAAGAGGAAAAAGAGAGACCGAUCUCUCCAGCAAGUUAUGCUCAGCGAAUAGGCAGCAAUACGCAGAAAUUGCCAGUGGUUCGGCAGCUUCAUUCGUUGACAAUUGUUGAUGAUCAAAUGAAUUCAAUUAAAUCUUCGCGCAUGGAUGAGGAAAACUGAUAAAUAAUAUUCAUGUAUGUAUGUAUGUUGUACAUGGAUAAGUGAUAUAAGUAAGUAAAUACAUCAUACAUACAAAUUUUCGUCGAGAAAAUUUGUUUUCUUCAUUAUAUUACGUAGGAAAAAGAGAUGCAAAAGAAAAGGCAAGAAAAGAAAAGAAAAAAAGAAGAAAAACAAAACAAAACAAAAAAAAAAAAAAAAGGAAGAAGAAGAAGACAAAAAUGAAAGGACAAAAGUAUCAACACUAUUUCAACUCCCAGUAUAUGAAAAUGAUUUAACAUUAAGAAUAUUACAUGCGUGUAAACGCAUAACACUCGAUAGAGAUCUUUUCCUUAUAAGGAAGACAAAAAAAAUAGUAAUAAAAA
Molecule: messenger RNA, 4123 nt
Organism: Vespa velutina
Lineage: Eukaryota; Metazoa; Arthropoda; Insecta; Hymenoptera; Vespidae
Product: pancreatic triacylglycerol lipase-like
Exons: 10
Coding region: 2027-3712 (561 amino acids)
Biological process (GO): lipid metabolic process
Molecular function (GO): triacylglycerol lipase activity
Source: RefSeq, a predicted model, not a curated record